Mobula hypostoma (lesser devil ray) is the source of this 2034-nucleotide messenger RNA. RefSeq names its product cell surface glycoprotein 1-like. NCBI's taxonomy places the organism in Eukaryota, Metazoa, Chordata, Chondrichthyes, Myliobatiformes, Myliobatidae. The record is from RefSeq and is a predicted model, not a curated record. Bases 1 to 504 code for a protein of 167 amino acids. The transcript has 6 exons.
AUGUCGUUUGUGAACAAUCCAACAUCUGUACCAACUCCACAAACUGAGGGGAGAACUCCUGAACCAGGUGAUGAUUUGUCCACAAUCACGGACCAGGAUACAAGCUCAGAUUCAGCAUCUGUACCAACUCCGCAAGCAGAGGGGAUAACUCCUGAACCAAGCGAUGAUUUGUCGACUAUCACGGACACAGAUUCAAGCCCAGAUCCAACAUCUCUACCAACUCCACAAACCGAGGGGAGAACUCCUAAGCCAAGUGAAGAUCUGUCCACAAUCACGGACCAGGACACAAGCUCAGAGCAAGAGGACAAGUGGAUUGACGUGCUGGUGACAACGAGUGGAGACAUGAGUGAAGAAGCAGUGCGGGAAGCCAUUAUACGUAAGCUCCAGGAGAUGUUCGGGGAUCCAGAUCCUCAGAUCAUGCUUGUGGAUGUCACGUCAGAGCCUCCAAAUAAUGAGGAAGCAGACCAUCAACGAAUGAAGCAUUCUGCUGUUGCCGCUCCCUGAUGCUUUACACCCACUUCCUUUCUCUAGCCCGCCUUAAGCCAAAGAUGCUGCUCACAGUGGGUUAAUCCCAGCUGAGCCCAAAGAUGUUGCUAUACUCUGCCGAUUCCCCAGCGUGCUGCAGCCUGCAAAUUUUCAGAUGAUCACAUUGUGAAGUGCAAUCCCAUUGAGUAGUGAGAGCAGAGGUCUAGAACUGAGAAUGACCACACAGACCCGGUUGCUUCCAGGAGGAGCGGAUCACCCAAAUGAUAUUAAUCACAGGACAUCCUGGGUAUGACCCCUGUAAACACCAGCACCACUCCCUACAGGACUGGGUCAGUGUGAGCCGUCACACACCUUCCACAGUGUCCAGUUCCCUGUAAACACCAACACCUCUCACUACAGGACUGGGUCAGUGUGAGACAUCACACACCUUCCACAGAGAAUGAUUCCUAUACAUACCAACACCUCUCACUACCGGACUCAGUUAGUGUGAGACAUCACACAUGUUUCACGGUGUAUGGACCCUGUAAACACCACCAACCCUCACUAACUGACUGGGUCAGUGUAAGACGUCACACACCUUCCACAGUGUAUGGUCCCUGUAAACACAGACACUCCUCACUGCACGACUGAGUCAAUGUGUGAGACACACAUCAGGGACUGCAAUAGAAUUAGAAAAUUAGCUGAUAUUGGGCUUUAUUGCUUUAAUUGAUCACCAAUUUUGCUGUUAACUGUUUGACUGAACUGAAAUAACGUUUGAAAUAAUGAAUAGCUUUUUUGAUAAAAUGCCGAAAAUUGAAGUUGUCAUGGACUGUGGAUAUAGUGAGGAAUGUCUCUGGAUAUCCGGAUGUCGAAGGAAAGUAUCCUGUACACCCUUGCACAGACAUAUAUGUACACUCACACACCACAGAUCACUCCUACACACAUCCACUCAAUCACCUCGACACCCCUGUACAUAUCCACCCACCCACUAUGACACCCUUACACAUCUGUGUCUGAUGCACUCUCACUCUCCAUCACUCCAUCUGACACACUCUAAUUCUCCAGCUCUCACUCUGACACACACUCAUUCUCCAUCUCUCCCACUAACAAAUUCCCAUUCUCCAUCUUUCCAUCUGACAUGCUCUCAUUCUCCAUCUCUCUGAUGUAGGUUCAUUCUCCAGCUCUCACUCUGACACACUCUCAUUCUCUAGCUCUCACUCUGACGCACUCUCAUUUUCCAUUUUUCCCUCUGACGCACUCUUGUACUCCAUCUCUCCCUCUGACACGCUCUCAUCAUCUUUCUGUCCUUCUGACACAUUCUUGGUCUCCAUCCCUCUCACACUGAGCAUGUAAAGUCGAUCUCUCAUCACAGAUUUACACAAACUGAGAGAGCAAGGGGGGACAAGGCCUCGGAGAACAGAGUGCAGAGACAGUAUAACGUGUCAGAUGGUGACAGGAGCUCUACAUUGGUUUGAUGGACUGAAUAACAAAAGGAUCAUUGAAAUUGAUGAAUAUUAUUUGCUAGUGAAGCUGAUGAUUUGAUUUGCUAUUGCUUGUGUGAGCUCAAUA